CAUUCACCUGUUUUGCAUUUUUACAAAAUAAUGUUAUUACCUCGCCUUACAUUUUCCUUUUCUACUUUUGCCUCUUUUUGCAUUUUAACCCCACUUUACUAACGGAAUGGGCUGCAUUCACCUUCUAGACCUUGGCUUAUGUUUAACCCCCUGCAACAUUCUGCACAAUUGGGUCGAUCCAGUUCCGUGAUCUGGGGAAUUAGCACGGCAUUUCUGCCCUCCUUGAACGCCUCCUGCCCCGUCACGCGGCGAAAGCCCUCAGUCCUCUGCGAGGCCUUCCCCGGCGAGGCGCCCGGAGCUCGCACUCCACGAGCUCACACCCAGCCCCACGUCGGACCGCAAACCGGCUGCAAACGCGUCCCGCGAGGCCCCGCUGUACGCAGGCGGGUAGCUCGCGAGCACAGCCUCGCUCGGGCACUUAACGCUCGGCGGGUCCCAGCCCACUACGUCACCGUAGAACCCUGCAGCUUGCGGGGCUCAGAGCCAAGUCCCAGUCCCAACGCCAACCCGAGUCCCCGCCACGUUGGAGCAAGAUAAGCACGCGCAGCCCUGACGCUAAGGGCAGGCGCUUCACUUGCCCAGUGCGCACGCGCAAUGGUCCGCGCCGUCCGCACAUGCUCAGUAGCAGAAAGCCCCCUUCCCCCCUACUUGGAGGAAGGGCACCGUUGUGGUAUGACAAGGGAGCGGGCGGGCGGGGAGGCCGCCGAGUAGCGCCCCUCCCCCCACGUCGCCAUGCCGCUGGAAAGCUUGGCCCGCAUCAUCAAAGUGCAGCUGCCUGCCUACCUCAAGCGCCUGCCCUUGCCCGAGAGCAUCAGCGGCUUCAUCAGGCUGACAGUUUCAGAAUGGCUGCGGUUAUUGCCAUUCCUGGGUGUCCUGGCACUACUUGGAUACCUGGCUCUUCGUCCAUUCCUCCCCAAGAAGAAACAGCAGAAGGAUAGCUUGAUUAACCUCAAGAUCCAGAAGGAAAAUCCCAAAGUAGUAAAUGAAAUAAACAUUGAAGAUCUGUGCCUCACUAAAGCAGCUUACUGCAGGUGUUGGCGUUCUAAGACGUUCCCUGUCUGUGAUGGCUCUCACAACAAACACAAUGAAUUGACAGGCGAUAAUGUGGGUCCACUAAUACUCAAGAAGAAAGAAGUAUAGAGAAUCUCUAAUCCAUUAAAUCACGACUGAUGUGAAGUCAUGUACACACUUGUAAUUGUGUCCUGCAAUGUUUUAUGUACGUUGUGGAAUUUUUAGUCUAAUGGUUGCUGUAGAUUUCCUUUUGGUUUAACCUAUAGUUACAGGCAAGUGCUUAACCUAGGUCUGAUUUGAUACUUUGUAUGUUCUGAAGAAUCAUGUCUUGUGUAAAACUGUAAAGUAAACGUCUUUAUAAAUAGGCCUUUUUAUCUGAACACAAUGACGACUCCCAAUCUUACAAUUAAAUCUUUUCAGUAUGAACGUGAUGUAAUAAACACACGACUCAUAAAGGGCCA
Messenger RNA from Gopherus evgoodei (Goodes thornscrub tortoise), 1472 nucleotides. It is a transcript of the gene CISD2, whose product is annotated as CDGSH iron sulfur domain 2. Gene Ontology annotation, biological process: autophagy of mitochondrion; regulation of autophagy. The transcript has 3 exons. Gene Ontology annotation, cellular component: intracellular membrane-bounded organelle; mitochondrial outer membrane. Bases 733 to 1140 code for a protein of 135 amino acids. Lineage: Eukaryota; Metazoa; Chordata; Testudines; Testudinidae. The record is from RefSeq and is a predicted model, not a curated record. Gene Ontology annotation, molecular function: 2 iron, 2 sulfur cluster binding.